AUGGAAGCGGAGUUCUCUGAGGAAGAAGGGUCUCCUUUGGAGGAAGAGCAGAAGGCGCAGGCCCAGGAGCGUGCCCAAGAGGCCCUCUCACACGGAAAUGGUGAGGAGUCAGUUGGGAAAUUUCAGGGAUUGUCACAGAAAACAGCCAAGAAUGAAAAGGCCAAAGGAAACUUCAGGAAUAAAGAAGGACCACAGAAGCAGGAAGGAAGCCAUGGAGUGAAGAGGAUGGUGAAGUCCAUUCCUUGCCAAGGAGGGGGCUUCAGUGAAAUCCCACCCCAUAGCCGUCACCAGUGGACUCCUUCAGGAGUAAAGCCAUUCAUUUACUCUAAAAGUGGAAAGACAUUCUCCAUUGGGAGAAAGGGUAACGUUUGUUUUCCAAAGCACAGUAUAAUGAACGCAUGGAAAUGCAGUUAUUGUAGAAAGUGCUUCAGAUACAGACCACAGCUCCUUGUACACCAAAAAAUACACAGAGCACAGAAGCGUUUUGAAUGCUCAGAGUGUGGGAAAAGAUUCAGUCAGAGUGGCAAUCUUCAACAGCAUCAGAGAACCCACACAGGGGAGAAACCUUUUGAAUGCUCAGAGUGUGGGAAAAGAUUCAGUCAGAGUGGCAAUCUUCAACAGCAUCAAAGAAUCCACACAGGGGAGAAACCUUUUGAAUGCUCGGAGUGUGGAAAGAGAUUCAGCCGGAAUGACUGUUUGCAGAAGCAUCUUAAAAUCCACACAGGAGAAAAACCUUUUGAAUGCUCAGAGUGUGGAAAGAAAUUCAGUCAGAGUGGCACUCUUAAGCUGCAUCAAAGAAUCCACACAGGGGAGAAACUUUUUGAAUGCUCAGAGUGUGGAAAGAGAUUCAAUCAGAGUGGCGGUCUUCAGUAUCAUCAAAGAACCCACACAAGGGAGAAACCUUUUGAAUGCUCAGAGGGUGGAAAGAGAUUUAGUGUGAAUUCCAAUCUUCAAAAGCACCAAUGGACCCACAUAAGGGAGAAACCUUUUGAAUGCUCAGAGUGUGGAAAGAGAUUCAGUGCGAGAUGGACUCUUCAAAGGCAUCAUAGAACCCACAAAGGGGAGAAACCUUUUGAAUGCUCAGAGUGUAGAAAGAGAUUCAGUUGGAGUUCUAGCCUUCAGAAGCAUCAGAGAACCCACAGAGGGGAGAAACCUUUUGAAUGCUCAGAGUGUAGAAAGCGAUUCAGUUGGAGUUCUAGCCUUCAGAAGCACCAGAGAAUCCAUACAAAGGAGAAAACAUUUGAGUGCUUAGAGUGUGGAAAGAGAUUCAGUCGAAAUGACUGUCUGCAACAGCAUCUAAGAACCCACACAGGAGAUAAACCGUUCGAAUGCUUCAGGUGUGGAAAGAGAUUUCGCUGGAGUGGCCAACUUAAAACACAUCAAGGAACCCACACAGGGGAGAAACCUUUUGAAUGCUCAGAGUGUGGAAAGAAAUUCAAUCAGAGUGACCUCCUUCAACAGCAUCAAAGAACGCACACGGGGGAGAAACCUUUUGAAUGCUCAGAAUGUGGAAAAAGAUUCAGUCGGCGUGGCCAUCUUCAACAGCAUCAAAGAACCCACACAGGGGAGAAACCUUUUGAAUGCUCAGAAUGUGGGAAAAGAUUCAGUAAGAGUGGCCAUCUUCAACAGCAUCAAAGAACUCACACAGGAGAGAAACCUUUUCAAUGCUCAGAGUGUGGAAAGAGAUUCAGCCGGAGUGGCCAUCUUCAAGAGCAUCAAAGAACUCACACAGGGGAGAAGCCUUUUGAAUGCUCUACAUGUGGGAAAAAAUUCAGUCAGAGUGGCCAUCUUCAAGAGCAUCAAAGAACUCACACAGGAGAGAAACCUUUUGACUGCUCAGAGUGUGGAAAAAGAUUCAGUCAGAGUGGCCAUCUUCAAGAGCAUCAAAGAACUCACACAGGAGAGAAACCAUUUGAAUGCUCAGAGUGUGGAAAGAGAUUCAGUCGGAAUGACUCUCUGCAGCUGCAUCUAAGAAACCACACAUUCAGCCGGAGUGGCCAUCUUCAACAGCAUCAAAGAACUCACACAGGAGAGAAACCUUUUCAAUGCUCAGAGUGUGGAAAGAGAUUCAGCCGGAGUGGCCAUCUUCAAGAGCAUCAAAGAACUCACACAGGAGAGAAAACUUUUGAAUGCUCAGAGUGUGGAAAGAGAUUCAGCCGGAGUGGCCAUCUUCAACAGCAUCAAAGAACUCACACAGGAGAGAAACCUUUUCAAUGCUCAGAGUGUGGAAAGAGAUUCAGCCGGAGUGGCCAUCUUCAAGAGCAUCAAAGAACUCACACAGGAGAGAAACCUUUUCAAUGCUCAGAGUGUGGAAAGAGAUUCAGCCGGAGUGGCCAUCUUCAAGAGCAUCAAAGAACUCACACAGGAGAGAAAACUUUUGAAUGCUCAGAGUGUGGAAAGAGAUUCAGCCGGAGUGGCCAUCUUCAACAGCAUCAAAGAACUCACACAGGAGAGAAACCUUUUCAAUGCUCAGAGUGUGGAAAGAGAUUCAGCCGGAGUGGCCAUCUUCAAGAGCAUCAAAGAACUCACACAGGGGAGAAGCCUUUUGAAUGCUCUACAUGUGGAAAAAAAUUCAGUCAGAGUGGCCAUCUUCAAGAGCAUCAAAGAACUCACACAGGGGAGAAGCCUUUUGACUGCUCAGAGUGUGGGAAGAGAUUCAGUAGCAAUGGCCAUCUUCAACGGCAUCAGCGAACCCACACAGGGGAGAAACCUUUUGAAUGCUCAGAGUGUGGAAAGAGAUUCAGUCAGAGUGGCAGUCUUCAGUAUCAUCAAAGAACUCACACAGGGGAGAAACCUUUUGACUGCUCAGAGUGUGGAAAAAGAUUCAGUCAGAGUGGCCACCUUCCAAUGGGAUUCAUUGGGAAGAGAGGUCUCAAUUUUGUGAAUUUGUAG
This is a messenger RNA of Heteronotia binoei (common prickly gecko), 2892 nucleotides long. Its product is annotated as zinc finger protein 420-like. Bases 1 to 2892 code for a protein of 963 amino acids. Gene Ontology annotation, biological process: regulation of transcription by RNA polymerase II. Gene Ontology annotation, molecular function: DNA-binding transcription factor activity; RNA polymerase II cis-regulatory region sequence-specific DNA binding. The transcript is spliced from 3 exons. The record is from RefSeq and is a predicted model, not a curated record. NCBI's taxonomy places the organism in Eukaryota, Metazoa, Chordata, Lepidosauria, Squamata, Gekkonidae.